Molecule: messenger RNA, 2768 nt
Organism: Pieris brassicae (large cabbage white)
Lineage: Eukaryota; Metazoa; Arthropoda; Insecta; Lepidoptera; Pieridae
Product: protein phosphatase 1 regulatory subunit 21
Exons: 9
Coding region: 144-1433 (429 amino acids)
Cellular component (GO): early endosome; membrane
Source: RefSeq, a predicted model, not a curated record
AAAGUGGGUGUUCAUGAAACUUUUUCAUUAAUCAAGUCAAUAUUAUUGUCGAUUUUCCGAUAAUAAGCUAAUGCAAAAAAUCUACUACGCGAAAUUAUAGUUCGAAACAAUUCAUUUUUGUGAUGAAUACAUAAAAUACAGACAUGGAAGGAUUGCCUUCUGGUGAUAUCCAGGCUAAAUAUCAAAAAUUAGCUGCAGAAUAUUCAAAGUUGCGAGUUCAUGUUAAGGUGUUGAAAAAAGGUGUAUUAGAUGAACAGGCUAAGACAAAUGAAUUGCGAGAAGUAUUGAAAGAGAAGGAGAAAUCAUUGCGUAAAGGGGAAUUAGAGAUAGAUUCACUUUCUUUUAGGAAUCAACAACUAACACGACGAGUAUCCGUUCUACAAGAUGAAAUUGAACAAAAACAGAGCAAAACAACAAAAAAAACAAAAAGCAAAGAUGAUAAAGUAGUAAAUAAUAGCAGCCCUUCACAUUUAGAUGCAGGUUUACUCCAGGAAGAGCUCCAAAAGAAAAUUAUUGAAAAUGCCCAGUAUGCAUCACAGCUAUCUGAUAAAACAUUUGAAAUAUCUCAAUUGAAGGCAUCAAUAGAAGAUUGCAAUCGUCACAUGAGUGAAUGUGAGAGUAGGUAUAAGUGUGAAAUAGCUAAGUUAAAGAACAAGAAUCAAGAUCUACAAUUUGCCUUGGAAGAAGCCCGUAAGGAGAAGCUUGGAGGGACCACAAAAGUCCAAGCUGGAAGUUUGGCCAGCUGUAAUGGUGACUUUUUAUCGGAAGGUGGCAGUUUGAUUGGUAGUGAGGAUGCUCUUAGUUCUGUGGAUGACUUGAAUGUUACUGAGCAACUUGGCAACAAGUUACAUAAUUUGGAACUGGAAACCCAAAAGCUUCGUAUGGAGUAUGGCCUACUGGAGAUGGAGAAUGACAGCUUGAAGCUGGAAGUCAGUAAGCACGUAUCAGCCGCUCAGAGACGACGCGCUGACGCCCACGACUCUGGAGAUUUCAAUGCCUUCAACCAGACUUCUGUUGACGGUGAGGGUCGUGUCACGGGUUUGCUUGGAAGUCUUCACGUUCCAUUUUUGCUUAACGAGGAAAUUGAGCAGCGCGAGGAGAGAAUGACGGCCUACUUCCGCAAAAAGAUCACAGCGCUUAAUGCUGAGAGAGAUGAAAUGCUGAGCAAUAUUGAGUGUUAUGCUAAAGAAUGUGAAAUUUUGCGACAUCGUUUCGAAGAGUUGGAGCGCGAAAAGGAAGCCGAUAAUAACACGAUAGAGGACAAACACAAUACUAUCAGUCGACUGGAAGAAGAGCUCCAGUCUACGUCUCACAAUUACGAGCAACAGAUGUCGCUGUUGACGGAGCACUUGGCGGCCCUGAACGACCAGCUCGCCGCUCAACACGACUCCAUAGAGCAUCUUAAGCAUCAACUAGCUACCAGGAAGAAAUAAACGAGAAAACUCAAACGUCAACAAAAUUUAAAGCAGUAUACACAAAAAAAUAAACAUCGAAUUGAUUUAACUUUUGGUUUUUUAAGUCGGUUAGAAAGGUACCUUGAUUGGAGUUCUGGAGGAUGAUAGUCAUUGGGUUACGAAUUCUUCGUAGCUAAAUAUUAAUUAUCGAGAUCAAACUCCCGUUUGAUUCCCGAAUUUUCCUCUUAAUGUCAUUAUAUCAAAUUCGCUGUCUAAUUAACGGAUCGUAGCAAUUACGACAGGUAUGUUGCGUAGCGUAAGUGAACCAUGGAGAUGGUUAAUAGUUUUUUCUCAAAUCAUCUACGACAACUGAAUUCUGAAGCAAAUCAAGUUAUUUAACAAAAAGUACAGUCUGUACUUUUCAGUAUCAAUGUAUUUUGUUGAUGUUUGAUAAUUUACCAAAUUAGGAAAAAUCUAAAAGAUUAUCUUUUGAGUAGUUAGGAGAAGUAGUUUAGUGUAGGUAGGAAAAAUACAAAUAUUAUACUUCCAUUAAAAUAUAUAAAUGUACCCUCAUAUUAGUUUUUUUUUGUUGUCAAUUGAGUACAGUGUGGUGUACUGUUUUAACUGUUUAUAUCGCUCUAUUUACCUCCUAUAUAUAAGCAUGAAGGCUCACGCUGAGUCAAGUGUUAAUUUAUAUAUAGGUAUAUAUAUAUAUAUAUAUGCCCCAAAUUUGCGUUCAGCUUUUGUAUGUUGCUUUCAUACACAUUUUAGUCUGUUUAAUUCUUACACACAAUAGCGAAGCGACAAUAAAUUUAACGAAGGUUAAUUUAUUGUCGUAAAUAACUUAAUACGAAAUCACAGAACUUUUUGUUCGUAAUUUUAUAGUUUAUAAGUGCGACUCUCUGGAUCUCAUAAAUUAAAAACAAUAAAUUUGGAACAGUAAAUAUAGAUUGUAGUGAGAUUGCUUUUUAACGUUUAUUAAUUUAGUAUUGUCUUGCUAUAAGAAUAUAAUAUACUGAGCGGAGUUUGAAUUUACCAAAGAUCUAAUCAAUGGUAUAAAAAGUAGGUUUGAUAAAAGCUGCAUUACUAUAUAUUUAAAGUUCUUUAUCUCCGUGUUAUUUUUAUAAUUCCUAUUCUUACCUUAAGGCUAUCUUUAUCAUGCUUUUGGCUAGUGAAAUCAAUUUGGUAUUUUUGGGCGUUUAUUGGACUUAUGUUAUGCAUUCGAAUUAUGUAAAAACUGCAUAAUGUAAAAAUUGUAAAUAUAACACACAUGUUGCACUAACGAUCAUAUAACUGUAUUAUGUACGUGUAAUAUAAUGUAUUAUAUAUAGAUAUUUCUAAAUCAUUGUGAUUAAAAUGAAGUUACACAUUUCA